This is a messenger RNA of Branchiostoma belcheri (Belcher's lancelet), 3399 nucleotides long. RefSeq lists its product as uncharacterized. The record is from RefSeq and is a predicted model, not a curated record. Gene Ontology annotation, biological process: TRAIL-activated apoptotic signaling pathway; positive regulation of extrinsic apoptotic signaling pathway. The coding region runs from base 791 to 3073 and encodes 760 amino acids. The transcript has 10 exons. Lineage: Eukaryota; Metazoa; Chordata; Leptocardii; Amphioxiformes; Branchiostomatidae. Gene Ontology annotation, cellular component: cytoplasm; CD95 death-inducing signaling complex. Gene Ontology annotation, molecular function: caspase binding; death receptor binding.
GUAACAGAUUUCUAAGAUGAACAUUAUAACAUAGUACUUGUACUUAAUGUACAAGAAAAAUAAUGAUUGCAAUCUUAUAAUAUACAAUACAUAUCUUACCUAAUUGAAAGCCAACAUACUUCUCAUUUUUCUAAUUGUAGUUUAAUUUUCUGCUAAGAACCUCUUACAUCAAGAGAACAUUAUCAAUGAUAAUAAGCCAUAAUGUUUUCUUUUUAAUGCAUGAGUGUAGAAAGCACCAGAUAACUGUUUGACUGUCAAUAUAGCUCACUGCCCAGGUACUAGUACAUGUAUAAGAUAGGCAGGGUCCAUAUCACAAUGUUUGAGGGGUGUCUAUCUAUACUUUAUCGGGAUAGUAAAAGCCCAAGAGACAGCUAGCCAUCAUAUACAACUUGUAUACAAUGAGAAUCAACAAAGUUCAACUUUAUAUAUGGAAUACAACAUGUAAUACACUUGUGUCCAAAAUCCAAAACGCAUGUUUGAAGCUAACCCUCCCCCCAGUUUACAUUAGUUGAGUCUAGACAGGUGUCACAUAACAAACAUGUUAUGCUCAACUUGGUAAGGGCCUGUAUUUACUAAAACUAGACCCAAAUAGCCACUACAUAGAGUUUUAAGAAAACUCAGGCUUUAGUGUUUGUGCACUAGGUUCAUUUAUAACAUUAAAUGGUUUUGUUCCCGUAUUGUUUUAUACUUCUAUUGUUGACCCUACAUUGUGUCUACUGGAUCAAAGGUCACGACACACAAUACUAAGCCCUUGUGAAAAUGAAAGCAGUUUGUUGGCCGUCUACAGUGCAUGAAGGUUGUUCCAGCGCCCUCAGGAGCUACUAUGAAUCCGAGACACAAGGAAAUUCUGACUGCAAACCUCCCCUUACUAUGCCAGGACCUUACAGUCAAGUAUGUGUUACCAGAUCUUGUGGAAGAAGGGGUUCUACUACCAGCCAUGAAAGAGGACAUCAUGGCUGAACCCACCAAGGAAGAUCAAGUUGCGUUGUUAGUCCGUCUACUUCAGACGAUGGGCCCCAAAGCAUUCCACGGGUUCACCACAGUGUUGGAGAAGCACUACCAACACCUGGCUACAAUCCUUCGUCAGUAUAACGCAGAUGUGCAACUUUUCUUCAACUUCGUGGCAAAGAAGGUUGGAAGAAAGUGGAAGGACCUUGCCCGUCAACUUGGGUUCAUGGAAGCAAAUAUUGAAGAGAUAGAUGAUCUACCACGCCUGCAUGACCACACAGACCGCUGCAGAGAAGUACUGAAGAGAUGGCACCAAGAAAAAGGCCACGAUGCUACACUUGGGGUCUUGACGGAGGCUCUACAAAAUGCAGAACUGAAAAAUGUGUCCGAUGACCUUAUGGAGGUUCUGAUGCUAACAAAUACUGGACAUCAGGACUCUACACAAAAACAGCAGUCCAAAGAUGACACGUGCUUGCUUAGCAGAUCCCUGGAAGGUGAAGCUGUUUGGAUGCAAGAUAGGGAGAGGGCGGAAACUUUGGAGAAGGAUUCUGCCUUUUCAGAGGGAACCAAUUUGUUGUCGGCACAGCCAAGUUCCGCCUCGCUUCCCAUUGUUUUUGAAAACGAAGAUAAAGGAUGUGUCAAAGAAGGACAACAGUCACCCAAGAAACCGAUCUCCCCUGUGAAGGACACAACUUGGUAUUCAUCACUAUUUUCAUGGACUCAGAAGUCAGGUCGUCAACUGACCCCCCGAGAGUUGUACCACCUCUGUCGUACCCUGAAUCCAUACUGGGAGCGGGUUGGCUGUCAGCUGGGGCUUGACCAGGACACGCUUGACCGCUGUGCCCUGGACAACAGGGACAGCCCGUGGGGACAGGUUCACGACAUGCUGCUGACAUGGAUGGAACAGUCAGGGGUGGAGGCAACUGUUGAAAAGUUGACUGACGUUCUGCAGCACGGCUUAGUAGGACUGCGGAUUGAUCUUUACUGGUUCUUGGUUGUUCCCUCAGACUGGGAGCUCGGCUACCUUGCCUGGAAGUUGGAGAAGGACCCAGCCUGGGAGCAGGCAGCCACGCAGCUGGGCCUCACACAGGAGCAGAUCACACAUGCACAGUCCUACUACCCAGACAACAAGCCUGCUCAGAUCCACUAUCUACUGCUGAAGUGGAAGAAGAGGUGCGGUGACGAGGCAACCCUGGAUAGACUGUGUGAGGCACUGAGAAGCCAGAAAGUGGCAGAAGACGUUUUUGUAUUCCUGACAGAUCCAGACUCACAAGUGGUUACGGCAUGGUACCUCGCCCAACUUGCACCUUCUCUCACCUCCUACUGGAAACAGCUUGUCACGGAGCUGGGCAUGAGUGAGGAAGAAUCGGAAGGGUGUAAGAACAGAUACCCCAACUGCCCUACAAAACAAGUCCUGGCUGCCCUACUGAAGUGGAAGGGAAUGCCAGAAUAUCAGUCUGCUGCAGCAUCUGUCAGGAACUUGUGCCUCGCACUGAACAGGACCGGGGUAAAACUGGACAUCAGUCUUCUCAACCCCUCAGCACCAGUGGUGACUGUGUGGCAGUUGGGCACCCUCGCUGGGAAACUGAACAUCAUGGCGAGUGAGCCGGUGUGCCAGGUCCAUCUGGGGCUGUCCAGGGAAGAUGUGCAAACCUGCAGGGAAGGAUCUGGAGGUGAUGAACAUCUCCACAACAUGGCCAUGCUGCUGAGGUGGCUGGAGAUGGCUGGGAGCCAGGCUACUCUGGACAAGCUAUGUGAGGGUCUCCUACAGGAGUUUGUGGAUGAAGACAAUUUCAUCUUCAUGCUAGUGCCAGAGGUACCCCGACAACCCACAGGCAAGGAGUUGUUUCAACUGGCUGUGAAGCUUCAGACUGACCCCUCCAAGUUGACCCGUCUGCCCAUACGGCUGGGAUUCACCCACGACGAUGACCAACACUGGCAGCUGGACAUUACCAGCGGCCGGAAUGCGACCCAUGCCAUGUUGCAGGAAUGGAAGAAGAGGGUUGGUGCAGAAGCCACUGUCGUCAAGCUCAGCGAGGCUUUGCAACAAGAGGGAGUCGGACCAGACAAGUACUUACACCUUUGCUUCGAAGAAGGCAAUGGAUUUCUGGAGUACAGUUUGUAGUGUACUGUAUGUAAGGCCAAUUUGAUUCAUUAGUUUUUGUGUAUUGUUGUCAAGCUCUGCAAGGCCUUGCAACAAGAGAAAGUAGGGUUUGUCACAAGUUCUUACACUUUUGCUUGAAAGGAGAGGGUGUGGGACCGGGAACCCCUACCUGAUGAUGAUGAUGAUGCUUUGAAGAAAGCAUGUUUCUGCAGUACAGCUUGUAGUGUCCUGUAAUAUUAUAAUUACAUGCAUAAAGUAUCACCUCUUUGAUUCGUUAGUCCUGGAUAUAAGGCCACAGCAAGUAAUUUUUACGGAUGACAUCAUCGCACGCAUUAAUUUUUGCCUGA